GCGCGCUCGGCUCGGCUCCGGUGCUUGUGUGUGUUUGGUGUCCCGUACAGCAGCAGCAGCAUGGGGAACGCGCCCGGUACAUCAGUGGAGGAGCUCAGCGCCUGUGAGUCUCACCAGUGGUACCGAAAAUUCAUGACCGAGUGUCCGUCCGGCCAGCUCACCUUCUACGAGUUCAAGAAGUUCUUCGGCCUCAAGAAUCUGUCAGAGAAAUCCAACGAAUACGUCAUGACCAUGUUCCAGACGUUCGAUAUGAAUGACGAUGGCUGUAUUGAUUUCAUGGAGUAUGUGGCGGCUCUGAGUCUGAUCCUGAAAGGCGGUGUUCAGCAGAAGCUGCGCUGGUAUUUCAAGCUCUACGAUGUGGACGGCAGCGGCUGCAUCGACCGCGAGGAGCUGCUGCUCAUUGUUAAGGCCAUUCGAGCCAUUAAUGGAGUCGAGCAGGAGGUUUCAGCUGAAGAGUUUACCAACAUGGUGUUUGAAAAGAUCGACCUCAAUGCAGACGGAGUGUUGACUAUGGAUGAGUUUAUGGAGGGCAUUCAGGCAGACGAGUAUCUCUCCACCAUGCUGACUCAGAGUCUGGAUCUCACACACAUCGUCAAAAAAAUCUACAGCGAGAUCCACUGUGAGCAGGAGCCGCACUGACCCCAGACCAGCACACAGCAUCCAGAUGAUGAUGAUGAAGAAGAAGUGGCACUGACUCCAGACCAGCACACAGAUGAAGAUGAUGAUGAAGAUGAUGAAGAUAAAGGAGGAGCGGCACUGACUCUAGAUCAGACCACAGCAUCAUGAAGAAGAUGAGUAGGAUAAAGGAGCUGCUGCUGUCUCGCCUCAGGUCUCCUGCUGACUUUCUGUUGUUAAAACUGAACUUUAAUACAGCGGAGUGAAGAGACUGAAACACUUAGCACAUCUGAAAUACACUCUUAAAGGGACAGUACACCAGAAAAUCAACAUCUAAAAUACACACUUAAAGGGACAGUACACCUAAAGAUCAACAUCUAAAGUAGACUUUUAAAGGGACAGUACACCUAAACAGAGCUUGCGCUAUGCGUCGUUGCGACAUGUAGUUAAAUUUUUUGAGAGG
This is a messenger RNA of Danio rerio (zebrafish), 1078 nucleotides long. NCBI's taxonomy places the organism in Eukaryota, Metazoa, Chordata, Actinopteri, Cypriniformes, Danionidae. The record is from RefSeq and is a predicted model, not a curated record.